This is a messenger RNA of Trichoplusia ni (cabbage looper), 1605 nucleotides long. RefSeq lists its product as uncharacterized. The transcript has 9 exons. Bases 1 to 984 code for a protein of 327 amino acids. NCBI's taxonomy places the organism in Eukaryota, Metazoa, Arthropoda, Insecta, Lepidoptera, Noctuidae. The record is from RefSeq and is a predicted model, not a curated record.
AUGGAAUUAUUAAAUAUACUUAAGUAUGAAGCGAAGAUUGAAUAUGACAGUAAAUCCGCCGGAGGCCAUUGGCUGAGGAGGAAAGAGGCUCUUCGCGCGAAGAGAGGCCGACAUGCUCCAAACAAAGUUAGGGCGAGAAGACAAAUUGACCCUAUAACAUCUAUAACUGAAGCACCAGAGCUUCAAGACAAGGCGACAACGAGGAAGAGUCCGCCGCAUUCGUCGCGAAUCUCCGCCGGUGAGAGCGAAUGGAGUGGUGCGACUGGCGGGCCGCCAGCCGAGGUGGUGCUACGCCUGCACCCUCCGUCCUCAACGUCACGUGUCAACGCUUCCCUAGCUGACAUCGAUGGCAGUGGCGUCGUGGUAAGGGCAGAAGAGGCCCUCAUAGUAGCCUUCGUCCUGCUCCUCUGGGUGGCAGCAAUAGCACUGUUCUUCAAUCGUUGGGGCAAGAUCAGGUGCGUCUAUAAACUAAUGCUGGAGCCAUAUCAGCCGAAGUUCCAGCAGCAACACCGGCAGAGCUGCGCGCUAGCUGAGAACUCCGUUACCAUUCCUCCUCAUCACCGAGCGUCACUGUCACGCGGCUGUGUGUCAUACGACUGCGGGGCAUCAUUCCCAUCUUAUCAACCAUGCGGGUACCUGUCCCAUAGACCGCGGCAGAACUCGGUCUUCGUAAGUAGCAUGGGAAUGGGCGGUAUGGCGCUCAUCCCCGAGAGUCCUCCGCGACGCUCGCGCUCAGCAGCCGACCUCCCUGCCCUCAUAACCCCAUCAGACAUCAACCACACCACACCCAGAUCAUCGAGAGCAGCCAGCUUACACAGCGCAGUAGAUCUCAGAGUAGGACCGUCUCCAAGAGCUUCGAGAGCUGCGAGUCUACAUUCAGCAGUGGAUAUGCCGCCAGGAUCAGUUCAGGUCCAUGUGAGAGGGUCAGGGUCAAACUUGCAUAGACCGAGAAGUCCAAGACGGCUUACUAUUACUAACGUCUAAUUUAAGUGAUUAAAAGACUUUGAAUGUCUCUGGUAUAAAGGACCAAAAAUGUAUUAGUGACAAUCAUGGUCUAAAUGUCUGAUCAGAUGAUAUCAAAAUGUAUUUUGAAUCUAAAACAAAUGUUAAGAGGUACUUAUCUAAUAUUUUUUCGAUAUAACAUCGUUGGGAGUUUUUCCAGUCUAAAUAUAAAUUCCUUGAGAUGGAGUUGAUAAAUUCAAUUUAAGUUCAAAUUUGUCUUUUGAAGUUUUGAUGUAUUUGUUUCUUUUUUUGGAUUGUAUGAAAGCUUUAACUCGACAUUCUCAUUAAAUAAGUUUUGUUCUCGAAAUGUUCUCGAAGAACUUUUGGUGUGAAAUUGAGAAGUACCAAUUAAUUGAUACAUUAUUAGAAUAAGUUUACUGUAUAACUUUCUAUAUUUCCAGUAGUUUAGUCUUCUUCUUCUCUUCGUCAUAUCUAUACGUAUACAUACUUGUAGAUGUAAAAGUGCAUUAUGCACAAAUCUUAGACGUGUGGUGCUAUUAUAAGUAUCAAGAUUACUUAUUUCAUUGACUAUAAAUUCAUUUUCUGGCUCAUGUAUUCAAUUAUCUCCAGGACUUGUUUGAUUGUUUGUUACUAUUCAUUCUA